Messenger RNA from Drosophila santomea, 1870 nucleotides. RefSeq names its product PRKCA-binding protein (gene PICK1). Gene Ontology annotation, molecular function: phospholipid binding; protein kinase C binding; protein domain specific binding. The record is from RefSeq and is a predicted model, not a curated record. Gene Ontology annotation, biological process: receptor clustering; dendritic spine maintenance; positive regulation of receptor internalization. Gene Ontology annotation, cellular component: trans-Golgi network membrane; neuron projection; postsynaptic early endosome. Lineage: Eukaryota; Metazoa; Arthropoda; Insecta; Diptera; Drosophilidae. The coding region runs from base 215 to 1732 and encodes 505 amino acids. The transcript has 3 exons.
CAAAGGAGGACAGAUAUGAAUUUCCUUUGUAGAGCUUUAGAUGCUUAUACUAAAUAAUGUCGUACUUAAGCUAGGCUAGCUGGUAUAGAAUUCGAGGUGUCCUUUGGCUGUCCAAAUCCCAUCCUUCGAAAUCGAUAGUAUCACUAAGUCUUAGAAUAAACUGCCCCGAUCAACAGAUUUUUCAAAAAGCCUUAGGUAAACUUGAUAUAGUCCAAUGGCCUUGCUAGAACUGGUAACAUGGCUAAUUAGAAAAGUGCACCGAUCGAUGGGCAUGACUGUCAGCACGAAUGCUGUCGUCAUCACAAAGGAUCAGAGCAACCUGAUUGGAAUUAGCAUUGGGGGUGGAGCGCCCAUGUGUCCAUGUCUAUAUAUUGUUCAGAUCUUUGAUGGAACACCCGCUGCUCGGGAGGGAUCCCUGCAAUCCGGAGAUGAACUGUUGGCUGUGAACUCGGUGAGCGUGAAGGGCAAGACGAAGGUAGAGGUGGCCAAGAUGAUCCAGACGGCCACCGAAGAAGUGGUGAUCCAUUACAACAAGCUGCACGCUGAUCCCGAACAGGGCAAGACACUGGACAUCAUUCUCAAGAAGCUGAAGCAUCGGAUUGUGGACAAUUUGUCGAGCAAUACGGCGGAUACACUGGGUCUCUCGCGCGCGAUACUAUGCAAUGAUUCGCUGGUCAAGCGGCUGGAGGAGCUGGAGGGCACUGAAUUGAUGUACAAGGGUCUCGUAGAGCAUGCCCGCCGGAUGCUCAAGGCCUACUACGAUCUCCUGCAGACAUACAAGUCCUUUGGGGAUUGCUUCACCCAAAUAUCGGUCCAUGAACCGCAACAGCGGGCAUCGGAGGCAUUUCGCACAUUCGGCGAGUUCCAUCGCACCUUGGAGAAGGAUGGCUUGGGCAUCAUCAAACAGAUAAAGCCAGUGCUGGCCGAUCUGGGAACGUAUCUGAACAAAGCCAUUCCGGACACAAAGCUCACGGUACGUCGCUAUGCGGAUGCCAAGUUCACAUAUCUUUCGUACUGCCUGAAGGUCAAAGAGAUGGAUGAUGAGGAGCAUGGCUUUGCUGCCCUGCAGGAGCCACUUUAUCGCGUCGAAACGGGCAACUAUGAGUACCGCUUGAUCCUGAGAUGUCGCCAGGAUGCACGCAGCAAAUUUGCCAAACUCCGCACCGAUGUUCUCGAAAAAAUGGAGCUGCUGGAAUGCAAACAUGCCAUGGAUCUGAACAAGCAGCUGCGAAGCUUGCUAGAAAGUUUGGCCGAACUUCACAGGAGUUUGGUCGAUCGACUGGAAUCCCUACCACCGCUCUUUCCCAUUGAAGUGGACUUCAAGGAGACGGACUUUCAGUACAAGUCGAGCACUCUGAAGCCGCAAGAGCUGGACGAUGAUGAAAUCGAGGCCAACAAUCAUCCCCAUUCCACUCCUUCGCAAGUCGAUUGCGGUUUUGAGGCUGUGGAGCAGCCGGCGGCAAUUAUAAAUGUGGAGCCCAAGGCGUCCGAUGAAUCCUCCACCUUCCAAUCACACAGCGAGAACGAAACGCUACUCAAGGAACUGGGUCUGUACGACGUGGACCUGCUCUCCAAUCCGCAGACCAUUAGCAAUCAAAAGGACUCCAUUGCUGCCCAGAAUGAUGGCUACGAUUUCGACUUGUUUUUAAACCAGGCAACUGCAGCCACCACCAGUUUGGAGCGCGAUCUGAUGUCCUCGAAUGCAGAGGAGAUGGAUCUACUUCUGCAAUAAGCUCCUUAGUACAAAUAUUAAGAGUUGCGUUAGAUAAAUAUUAAAUGUUUCAGUAUUUGGUGAAGAUAUACAAAAAUAUGAGUAGUCUUUGAAUUCAUUAGGAUAAAAGUUGCUAACCACUUUUAUGUAUAUUCUCGA